Apis florea (little honeybee) is the source of this 4045-nucleotide messenger RNA. RefSeq names its product actin binding LIM protein Uncoordinated 115a (gene Unc-115a). Gene Ontology annotation, cellular component: actin cytoskeleton. Gene Ontology annotation, molecular function: actin filament binding. Gene Ontology annotation, biological process: lamellipodium assembly; cytoskeleton organization. The record is from RefSeq and is a predicted model, not a curated record. NCBI's taxonomy places the organism in Eukaryota, Metazoa, Arthropoda, Insecta, Hymenoptera, Apidae.
AAAUUUAUUUUAUAAAUUAACUUAUAAAAUAUCAUCUUUAUUCUACGUUCACGGAAAAGGAAAUUAUGGAACCAUAUUAAGUUAUAUAAUUCCAUCGAUUCAUAAAGAGACAAAGGCCACCAUUUACAGCGGGACGCAACAAAUUAAUCGGUGAGAUCGAUGCGAUCGAUACAUACAGGUAUUUUCGGCAUGGAUCGUGAUUAUUCGUCGUGCAUGCGUACAAUCACAGCGUAUAGGAACGGCCGUGAAAAGUAAACGUCAAUCGUGGUUGACAAUCGGAACUCGACGCACGAAUCCUCAGCGCCUCCGGUCUCGAUCGUUCGCCGCUCAUCGUCAGUCGGCGAUCGGCGCUCGUGCUGUUUGUAUCGUGUUUACGGGUGUCUCGAAUUCGUGAUCGCAUGUAUUUAUCGCCGCAAGUAUUCCUGUGAAUAUUUCAAAGUGUCGCGAGGUGUCUUAAAAUUGUAAAUUCUUAUUUUUAAUAGAACAUUUUAUUUUUGAUCUCUAUCGUUAUACUUUUUAUUCUCGUAAAAAAUCGUAUCGAACGAUAAAUUGGCCGACAUUCUUAAUCGUGAUACACAUCGAUUAUCUUAUCGUGGUCUAUACGGAAAGAGAAAAAAAAAAGAGAGGUGUAGUUCUCGUUGUGGCGUUACUGCGAGUGUUACGCAAUCGUCACGACCAACCGGUAUAAUGAAGUCGAAGACGAGCGAAAAUUUUAUUGCGAGUGAAAGUAACGGGGUCAAGAGGGACCAGGAACUCAAGCAGAAACAGCUGAAAAGGGGUAAAACAUUCUGCCAGUCUUGUAAGAAGAAGUGCAGCGGGGAGGUACUACGAGUGCAGGACAAGUAUUUCCACAUAGGGUGUUUCAAGUGUGCUCAAUGUAACGCGAGCUUAGCGCAGGGUGGUUUUUUCGCGCGCGAGGGCUCUUACUAUUGCACCAAGGAUUACAGGGAACGGUGGGGAACAAAGUGCGCGGGCUGUGGAGAAUACGUGGAGGGCGACGUGGUCACUGCCGGAGACAAGCAUGCCUUCCAUCCCAACUGUUUCCACUGCCAACGAUGCAGACAACCGUUACUCGGACAGGGGACCAAGGUUUCCCUCGUCCAAGGUCAAGCUCUUUGUCACCGAUGCGUCGGUAUCCCUGUCCGAGAGGCCUCGACGCCAAUCGGGAAUAGCUCCGCCACCCGAGGAUCCGGAGACGGGCCCUCCGACCCCGGUGCCUGCGCUGGUUGCGGAAACCAAUUACGAGAAGGUCAGGCUUUGGUAGCUCUCGAUCGACAGUGGCACGUAUGGUGUUUAAAAUGUCACAGCUGUGACACCGUCCUUCAUGGAGAGUAUAUGGGAAAAGACGGGGUGCCUUAUUGCGAGAAGGAUUACCAGAAGUUGUUCGGUGUGAAAUGCGCCUAUUGCAAUCGUUACAUCAGCGGAAAGGUGCUGCAGGCAGGUGACAAUCAUCAUUUUCACCCGACUUGUGCCCGUUGCACCAAGUGUGGCGAUCCUUUCGGCGAUGGAGAGGAGAUGUAUUUGCAGGGCGCUGCCAUUUGGCAUCCCCGUUGUGGCCCGGGUCCUAGCGGACCCAACGGUAUCGUGAACGGCCACGGAGAAGCUCACACGCCACAGCAUCGAGAAUCAGAACGGAUUUCCAGCAGCGCAUCGGAGAUGCAGUUUUCAUUGCGGUCACGCACGCCAAGCCUGAACGGAUCACUCUGCAGCCCUUACAGCAGCCUCAGUCGCAAGUAUUACCCCGCGCGAACUGGAAGUCCCGGAUUGAUAUUGCGAGAAUACGGACGUGGUCCAUCCGAAGAUGUGUCUAGGAUUUAUACUUAUUCGUACUUGACCGAAACGCCUACCCAAGGAUACUUGAGACGUCCGAUACAGCCGUACGACAAACCUCCGACUAGCCCACACUUUCAUAGACCUAGCUCGUCACGUUCGAUAAGAAGCAGUGGCGGACGCAGCAGCCGAUCUGGAAUGCGUGCUCUGGUCGAUGCUCUCAGCGAGACCAGACCAAAGUCACCGGCCAGUCAAGUAGAUAAUGACGAGCCAAUAGAGUUGGCGCAUUAUCCGGACGCCAUGAAACCUCCUCCUGGAACCAAACCGCCGAUCGAGAGAGAUGAUUUUCCCGCUCCACCUUAUCCUUAUACAGAUCCUGAAAGACGUAGACGAUGGUCCGACACUUAUAAGGGAGUACCUGCAUCCGACGACGAGGACGAAGUGGAUAACAAAACUUAUAUAAAGGAGGUGGAGGAGAAGUUGAAGAAAGAACAAGACGAGCUAAGCAAAAUCGAUACUGGAAUAGCGAAAGUGUUUUUGCAAGAUCGUGAAAAGGAUCGAGAGAAUUUGAGACACAGAGCCGCGAACGUUGAUCCUAGAAAUGCGUCGAGAACGCCAUCAGCUGCCAGAGAACCGACUUAUAGAUUGCGAUACGAGAGUCCAGUUGGCGCUUCGCCUUCGAGAAACAUAGAUCACGCCAGACCGUGGGAGGACGAUGAUGGUUUCAGUUAUAGAUCUAGCGUAGGACCUAGUUACAACGUUGGGAGGUCAUCGGCACGUUCCCCGGCUCCCAGAAACUAUCCACCCCUUGGUACUCAACGCGCCUUCACUCUUCCAAACGCCGCUAGGCACUAUCAUUCGGGUGAUUAUUCGUUCAGUGGGAUGGGAGACAAGACGCACAGCACUGAUUUCUCAUCUGGCAAAUCAGAUAUAUCGACAGGAAGCAUCACGGAUGUGGAUCGACGGGCAUUGGUAUGUACCACAGCCCCAUACUACUCCCGGCGAAUUAGCAUGAAUGAUGGUGGAAUGCUGCCAUCAUCUACCACGUAUACAGGUGGCCUAGGUUCGGUAGUUGGAAGUCACGGGGGCCAUCACGUAAGGAGAUCACUGCCAGACAUGGGGACAGCACCGUCCGAACCGCCGAAACUCUAUCCUUAUCAUUUACUCGUCAUCACAAACUACAGGCUGCCCGCUGACGUGGAUCGUUGUAACCUCGAAAGACAUCUUUCCGACGCGGAGUUUGAGGCAGUACUUCAAUGUACUCGUGCCGAGUUCUACAGAUUGCCGCAAUGGCGUCGUAACGAAAUUAAAAGACGUGCCCGGCUGUUUUAACUGGCAGCUAUCACGCUACGUGUUCUACUUAUUACCUUCAUCGUAUCACGACUGUGUUACCGUGCUAUAGAGUGUACAUUCCGUCGGCGUGGUAGGUGUAUGAAUGAGAGAAAAAGAGAACACGUUGUUCGGGGAAUCAACGAUUCGUACCGAUUUUCGAUCGCGAACAUCAACGAUAUCAAAGCGUUGUCAUCGUUGCGAAUGCAAAAUAAAAAAAAUCGAGGCAAUCUCGAUCUCGCCUCAUUUCGUACACGUUCACAGAGACACGUAUAAACAAAAUGCAUACACACAUGUUUAAACACGUAUAAACACACGUUCGCACGAUGACGCAAAUACUUAUAAUAUAUAUACAUAAAGGAGCACUACCAUUUGACGUCAAUUUUAUUCUCUCAGCAACGAAUCCACAGGCAGCUUGAUUUUUGAUCGUUCACAAACUAUUUCAUCGUAUCCUGUGAUUUCGAUGCUUCUUUCGGGAGAAUCUAUAUGUUGUUCAUAAGGAAACGAAAGGAAGAUAUGUUCAACCGUUUCUGUGAUUGACAGAAAAAGACCUGCUCGACUUGGUCGAAGACGAAACUUGAGAAUUGAAGAAAAAGGGUUGAAAAAGAAUUUAUGAUUCGACGUUGUUUAACGAAAGGAAACAUGUAUUGUAUGUAUAUCAACUAUUAAUAGUGAUGGUUUCAUGGGGAAUAUUUCAAGCAGAAAAUUGUUAUCCUGUAUUUAACAUGUACACACUUUCACGACUAUAAUUUUCACGAAAAGUGGGAAUAGUAGAUGAGUAAUAAUAAUUUUAGAGAAAUAGCUGAAAGUAAAGGUGGUCAGGAUUGUCUAAAAUUUUAUCAUUUAACUGGAACAUCAUUUUGUGACUUAGAAUUUACCCGUGAACGUCGACGUACAUAUAAAAUAGCGCGAUGAGAAGAUGUGCAAGAUUCAAAGCGAAUAAAAA